GAUGCAAGGAGGCACGCUACUGCUGAUUGGACUACUAGCAGGUGUGGCGGGCAGUGGCUAUGCAAGUGACGACAGUCACCCUGCCCACCGGAAGGCCAAGGGUAUAGGCACCCUGUUCCGCUGGAAGCAAAUCGACUUCGAAUAUGAAAAUUUACAGGCAAGACAAGCUGCUAUCGACAGUGGGCGGUUCAACCAAACGAACGUAAUAACCCUGGGCGUGGAGCGGUGGAAGGACCGCGUGUUUGUCAGCACGCCUGCAUGGAAGAAGGGCGUGCCGGUGACGCUCUCGUCCGUCCCGAUUGUGAGCUCUACUGAAUCGCCGCUUUUGAAACCUUACCCCAACUGGGACUGGCAUAAUGCGGAAAACUGUACUGGAUUCACGUCCGUAUUCCGAAUGGCCGUCGAUCAUUGCGGCAUCAUGUGGGUGCUAGAUGCCGGACAAGUUGAAGGUUUUGAAACUCCUCGCCAGAUCUGCCCGCCGGCAAUAUUCGCCAUUGACCUUGAAACCGAUACCGUGCUAGCGCGUUACCCAAUUCCAGCAGAAUAUGUACUCCAGGACUCCUUGAUUACUAAUAUAGUGGUUGACUCCAGGGACCCUCUCUGUAGAGAUCUCCACUUGUACAUCGCUGAUGCACGGCGGUAUGGACUUAUCGUAUUCAGAAGCUCUGAUGAAUCAUUCUGGAGAUUUAACCACUACACUUUUUAUCCAGAACCAUUAUUGUCCAAUUACACUUUACAUGGAGUAAAUUUCCAAUGGUCCGAUGGCCUUUUUGGAAUGUCCUUAGGCAAACUAUAUCAAGGAGAUAGACCUCUAUAUUACCACGCAAUGUCUAGUUCUUUGGAGUUUGUAGUGAUGACAUCGGUAAUACGUGAUCCCUCGCGUGUUAGUAACUCAGUGGAUGAAUUUAAACUUUUGGGUGAAAGCCGAGGCCCAAUAGGGCAAGUCUCGGCAUCUGUCAUCGAUCGCAACGGCGUCAUGAUCUUUAACCUUGUUUCUCAGGACAGUAUAGGAUGUUGGGAUACUCGUAAACCAUACGAAGACGCCAACCUUGGAGUUGUGGCCCAAAGCAGUAGCACGUUAGUGUUUCCUAAUGACUUGCGAAUAGAUCAUGAAGUGCCGCAAAUGGCCUGGAUAAUAACAAACAAACUGCCAAUGUAUCAAUUUAAUUUGAUAAACCCGAAUGAAUAUAACUUUAGAGUCUUGUAUUUAGAUCCGGCCAAAGUUGUAGAACAUACUAUUUGUCAGCCGUAGAUAGAAUUUGGCAUCAUUGUUAGGAAAACAUUGUUAAUAAUAAAAAGUGUGACCUUU
Molecule: messenger RNA, 1309 nt
Organism: Cydia splendana
Lineage: Eukaryota; Metazoa; Arthropoda; Insecta; Lepidoptera; Tortricidae
Product: protein yellow-like
Exons: 3
Coding region: 2-1252 (416 amino acids)
Cellular component (GO): extracellular region
Source: RefSeq, a predicted model, not a curated record